AUGCCUCCAGUCAGAGAUGCCAAUGACACCACGCAUUCGUGGACAUCGCUACCUCAAGCAAUGUCCCGAGCGGUUUCAUCUCUCAAUAAAUCUUUGGACAAUGAUCCUCAAUGGCAGGCUUUCGUUGACACCAAGGCAAUCAUCGAACCUGUCACCAUGGGUGUCCAGUCAUCUGGUGGAGAGGAAGCCAUCCUCGUUACUGUUCACCCCGGUGCUAAAACCUCCACCUCGACAGGAUCAGCCUCCAAAGCAGAUUUUGUCCUCCGAGCUCGGCCUGAGCAAUGGGAGAAAUUCUUUGCCGCAGACCCUGUGGCGCCAUAUACCAGCUUUGUCGGCUUACAGGGCAUGAAUAUAGUCCAAGAAGGCGUCGGUGUCCAAGGCGACCAAGUCAAAUUUGCCCAGUACGGCCACCUCACCACUCGUCUCCUCGAGCUCCUUCGCGACGGACAGAAUGGGCCUCUGAAAGAAGAUGAGCAGCCCGAGGCUGACGAAGAUCAUCUAACCGGCAAAUAUAUCUACAUCGACGCACCUGUCUGGGGCCGUACGAAGGUCUAUUAUGAAACCUCCGGCAACGGGCCUCAGCAGAUUGUCUUUCUCCACACCGCGGGCAGCGAUAGCAGACAAUACCACGGCGUCAUGAACGACGCGCGCAUGCGGGAGAAAUGUACCAUGAUCGCCUUCGAUUUGCCAGCCCACGGCCGCAGUUUUCCAGGAAGCAACCAUAUCCCGGGCAACCAUACGAAUAAUGAGGAGGCCUAUGUCGGCACGAUCAGAGAGAUGGUUAAGGGCCUGAAGCUCAAUAAGCCUAUUAUCUGUGGCGCGUCCAUGGCUGGCCAGGUUUGUGUCGCCGUCGCCAUCCGAGCAGAAGAAGUCGGCGCCGGCGGAACUAUCCCCCUUCAAGGCUGUGAUUAUUUGACGAUGGAUCACCUGUGUGAUAUUGCGCUGAAUCCUGAUGCGUUGCUUUGCGUUGCAGUCUAUGGCAUGAUGGCCCCACGAUCCCCAUACGUGAACAAGAGAUUAAUCUGGCACAUGUACUCCGGCCAAGCUUACGGCAUCUUCCAUGGUGACCUGGACUUCUAUUUCGGCGGCUUCGAUGCCCGAUCCAGAGUCCACCAGAUCGACGUUAAAAAAUGUCCCGUCUACUUCCUCACAGGCGAGUAUGAUUGGAGUACAACCCCGGAAAUGAGCCAGACCACGGCGAAAAAGAUCCCGGGCGCGAAUUUCAAGGCAAUGAAGGGCCUGGGGCAUUUCCCGGCUACGGAAGAUCCGAGGAAAUUUGUGCCGUAUCUGCUGGAUGCUAUUGAUUGGAUUCAGAAGACUAGCCAAUCGUAG
This is a messenger RNA of Rhinocladiella mackenziei CBS 650.93, 1332 nucleotides long. RefSeq lists its product as uncharacterized. Lineage: Eukaryota; Fungi; Ascomycota; Eurotiomycetes; Chaetothyriales; Herpotrichiellaceae. The coding region runs from base 1 to 1332 and encodes 443 amino acids. The record is from RefSeq and is a predicted model, not a curated record. The transcript is spliced from 5 exons.